CCUAAAUACACAUUCCUCCUGCCACAAAUACCCAGUGACGGAGGGCUGUGUGUUGUCUUAGUUUGUGUUCUCUCAGAAGCAGACCCGGAGAUGAGGAUUCAAAUGUAAGCAGAUUAUCCCAGAGGUGAAGAAAAGAUGAGAGGGUGAGAGAGAGAAGGGAGACGGCCAAUCCAGGGACUUUUCUUUUUAGACAGGAUCCCACUCUGCUGCCUCUACUGGAGUGCAGUGGUGUGAUCACAGCUCCCACUGCAGUCAGCCUCCUGGGCUCAGGCGAUCCUCCCAUCUCAGCCCCCUGAGUAGCAAGGACUACAGGCAAGUACCAACACAGCUAAUUUUUACAAUUUUUUUUGUAGAGAUGGUAAAGGCUGUCUCACUGUUGCCCAGGCUGGUCUCAAAUCCUGGCCUCAAGCAAUCCUCCCACCUUGGCCUUCCAAAAUACUGGGAUUACAGGCAUGAGCCACUGUGCCUAGCCCCACUUCCAGGGACUAUGAGGCCAGCUUUCAUACUGGGCAAAUAGAGCUUAAUUCCAUAGGGAAACCCACUUCUAGAAUUAUCCCACCUGAGGGUGAGGAAGCUGGAGUAUUUAUACUCCCCCUAAGGCAUUGGCUGAGGGCUGGUCGUGUGUGUGUGUGUGUGUGUGUGUGUGUGUGUGUGUGUGUGAGAGAGAGAGAGAGAGAGAGAGAGAGAGAGAGAGAUCUCCUGGCAUUUCUAGCUGAAAUGUCCAAAGAAAGAGCAUGGUCUCUGGGGAAGUCUCAGCUACUUCAGCAGCACCAUGGGUCUGAAAGGGACAACAUGGAGAGCUAAGAUGAGAUCCCUAAACUUCAAGAGGUUAGUGUUUGGGGGUAGACAACAAAUGAGUGUACAGUAUACACAGGAGAAGUUAAAAGCUGAUAUAAAUGUCACAGAAUGCUCAUUUGAAAGUUAAGUGAAAAUGACCAGGCACAGUGGCUCAGGCUUGUAAUCCCAACACUGGGAGGCUGGGGCACAUGAGCACCUGAGGUCAGAAGUUUGAGACCAGCCUAGCUAAUGUGGUGAAACCCUGUCUGCUAAAAGUACAAAAUUAGCUGGGUAUGGUUGCAGAUGCCUAUGCUACUGCAUGGUCCCAGCUACUAGGGAGGCUGAGGCAGGAGAAUCCCUUGAACCCAGGAGGCAGAACUUGCAGUGAGCCAAGAUCUCACCACUGCACUCCAGCCUAGACAACAGAGCGACUCUGUCUAAAAAAAAAAAAAGAAAAUAGUUAAGUCAAAGAGGGCAUCUCGGUCCUUGCUGGCCCUGGGCUGGUGGAGCAGCCCUCUUCUCACCCUUCCUUAAAAGGCCAGUUACAGAGUUUCCACAUUUGCCCUCGUGACCUGUCCAAAUACACUGAAGAGAUGUUUGGAAGAGUCCUCUCCUGCCAUGAAGAAGGGUUAGCAAACAGGAACAGCUCUCCCCUGUGCUCAAGCCAGGCCUGUUUUCCCUGCUGUCCACAGAGAGGAGGGGACAGGAAACCAGCCACAGGACCUCACUGGUGCCCCAGGGUGUUAGGGUAAAGGCAGAGAGAGAACAGGGGGCAGCCCUGGGGCAGGCAUCUCGUGUGCCCCCCAGUUCCACCAUAGCAUCUGGAGCACAGGCCACGAAGGAGCAUGAGGGCGCCCUGGGCUCAGAUGGUCGCUUAGCAGCACCUUCCAUCAUGGUGAGAGGCAGGGACGGGGUCUGUGGUCGUCUCCCAGCCAGGAAGUAACAUUCUAGGAAGGUAGCUAAGAUGGUGAGCUUUGAAUUAAUCAGAGCUGAAUUAAUCUCUUUCCCAUCACCUGCUGGCGUUGUGCCCCAGGCAGCAGCUUCAUCUCUCAGAGCCUUAGUUUCCUCAUCUCAAAAGAGGAACGCAAAUACCUGUCUUAGUGCUGUGAGAAUCAAAUACAGGGAAGCAUCGCACCCGGCGCCUGGGAUGCAGGAAACAACUGUAAGAGUUUUCAUCAGUGGUAUUUCAGGUCGGUGUGGCCGCAUGGCUGCUAGGGAGACUGCCCCAUGUCAUGGUGGAGACCAUCCUCCUGGAAGGGUGAGCUUCAUGAGAGCAAUGUGGCUUCAGAGGCUGGCAAGAGAUAGAAUUCACACAAACCACAGGAAGAAUGAAGAGUCCGGAGCAGGAGAACGUGGAGCAGGAAGGAGCAGGACCAAAGGCUGGCGCUUAGUGUGUAAAGCUAGAAUGCAGCUGGGACGGAGGCUCCUGGGAGCACAGAAGCCGCUUCAACUCAAAACACCUGAGGAAAUACAUAUCAAGCAGCUGCUAAAUAUGCUGUUCUCUGCUGGUUGCUGCCAAAACACUGACCAGAGUGGCUCCUGUGUGUGUGGUACCUCCCCUGCCCAGGCCUGGCGCUGGCCGCUGAACACACGACUUUAUCUCAGCCCCAUGACAAUGCUGGACGUGCAAGAUGCUGUGAUUCCCGUCACACCAAGGAAAUGGGCACAGACUGGGGAGUGCCUUGCCCAGGGCCACCAGCAGGAAGAGGAGGAGCUGGGGUGUCACACCCAGGCAGCUAGUUCCAAAGUUCCUGCUCUUAAUGACUGCACUGUGGUGUCUCAGACCACAGCAGCCUUGGAAGACAGAGAUCGCAUCUCCCUUCAGAGCAAAAGGCAGAUUUGCUCCAAUUUUUACAGAAGAUUCUGGCUCCUCUGCUGUAAUCUAAGCCCUUAUGUCCUGACAUUACCUAGAGCCUCUUCGUGUCACCUUGUGGGAAAUGAUUCUGAGGAAACUAGCACAAUUGCAAACACCUGGUACUGCUGCUGCUGUGACUAGUAAACAUCCUUUUUCUCCGGUCCCAGAGUCUCCCGUCUUUAGCUAACAUUCAUGAAAUUGGGGCAGUCAGCUGGGUGUGGUGGCUCACGCCUGUAAUCCCAGCACUUUGGGAGGCCAAGGUGGGCAGAUCACCUGAGGUCAGGAGUUCGAGACCAGCCUGGCCAACAUGGUGAAACCCCAUCUCUACUAAAAAUACAAAAAUUAGUGGGGCGUGGUGGCGGACACCUGUAAUCCCAGCUACUCAGGAGGCUGAGGCAGGAGAAUUGCUUGAACCUGGGAGGCAGAAGUUGCAGUGAGCUGAGAUCACAACACUAUACUCCAGCCUGGGCCACAGAGCGAGACUCCAUCUCAAAGAAAAAUAAAAUAAAAUAAAAACAUAUAUAUAUAUGGCAUGGACAUCUUUCCAGAUCACUAAACUGACAUCCACAUCAUACUCUGUAAUGUUUGUAUGAACUAUGUAUUCCCUAUCUGUGGACAUCUAAUUUCUUUUUUCUUUUUUGAUCAUUCUAAACAACUUUGCAAUGAAUAUCCUUAUAUGCACAUUUUAGUGCAAUUUUCUAGUGUUUCAUAUAUGUUUCGAGAAGUGAAAUUAUAAGCCAAAAGACAAUUAAAACAAUAAACACUCACAUAGCUUUAACUCAAGCCAGGUGCUGUUUGAGGCACUUUGCAUAUAGCAACUCAUUUAAUCGUCACAACAUCUGCAGAGAAACAAACUCUCCUCAUCCCAUUCUACAAGGAGUUUAAGGGGCUUGCCCAAGGUCACACAGUCAGGAAGUGGUGAAGCUGGGAUUUGAAUCAGGUAUUCUGGCUCAAAGUCUGUGUGUACUCACUCUACUGUGGGUUACUCCCAGUUUAAAUGCCCUCUGUGCCUUUCCUAAGAGCCAAAUGGUAUCGGGGCCGGGCACAGCGGCUCAUGUCUGUAACCCCAGCACUUUGGGAGGCUGAGGCAAGCAGAUCACUUGAAGUCAGGAGUUUGAGACCAAGCUGGCUAACAUGGUGAAACCCUAUCUCUACUAAAAAUACAAAAAUGAGCCGGGCGUGGUGGCACAUGCGUGUAAUUCCAGCUACUUGGGAGGCUGGGGCAGGAGAAUCAUUUGAACCUGGGAGGUGGAGGUUGCAAUGAGCCAAGAUCAUGCCACUGCUCUCCAGCCUGGGUGACAGAGCAAGACUCUGUCUCAAUUAAAAAGAAAAAGAAGAAAGAAAUGGCACUGUGACAAUGUUAGGAUCUUUGAUUUUGUGUCCCCUAUGUAGAUACAAGUGGUAGUAAAGUCCUAUUGCAGUUUAGUGCUGAGAAAAAAACCCGUCUUUUUUGUUUUGAAAUGGAGUUUUGUUCUUGUUGCCCUGGCUGGAGUGCAGUGGCGCCAUCUUGGCUCACUGAAACCUCCACCUCCCAGGUUCAAAUGAUUCUCCUGCCCCAGCCUCCCAAGUAGCUGGAAUUACACGCAUGUGUUGUAAUUACCUGUCUCCUUCUGAAAGUAAGUGGAUAUAAAUUAACACAGGAAUAAAAUGAAGGAAACAUUUACACUAGCUUUUUGGACCCUUCUUGCUUUGUAAGAACUCUUGGGUUCGGGAAGGUGGUGUGCUGGCAUCGGGAACACCCUGUGAAUUGUCUUGCCAGCUUAAUUACCUAAACAAAACCCAAAGGCUUUUGGAGGAAAGUAGUAAUUUGUAAUUACCAGCAAUUGGUUUGACACACCCAAGGCCCCUGUUCUCAUUCUGAAAAGGAGGCCAGCAAACAUAAAAAACAAAAACCUCCCACUUAAAAAAAGCCCUUCACGCUCUAAUGACUUGAUCCAACAACUACACCAUUGUGAUCUUGAAAACAGUGCUUAGUCUAACAGCCACAUGUUCCCUCACAUGGCCAUUCUCACCACCACCAAAGCCUGCAGCUCUCCAAAAAAUUACCAAUGGCUGGGGACGAUGUGAAUGCUUUUUAUUUUUGCUAAUAUGAAUUUAUUUUUUUUAUUUAUUUUUUAUUUUUUGAGACAGAGUCUAAUUCUGUCACCCAGGCUGGAGUUCAGUAGUGUGAUCUCAGCUCACUGCAGCUUCCACCUCCUGGGUUCAAGUGAUUCUCCCAUCCCAGCCUCCCGAGUAGCUGGGACUACAGGCACAUGCCACCACAUCCGGCUAAUUUUUUGUAUUUUAGGUAGAGACUGGGUUUCACCGUGUUAGCCAGGAUAGUCUCCGUCUCCGGACUUCAGGUGAUCCGCCCACCUGGGCCUCCCAAAGUGCUGGAAUGACAGGCGUGAGCCACCAUGCCCAGCCGAAUUUUUUUUGUUUUUUAAAAUGAGCACUUUCAGGCUGGGCAUCGUGGCUCACACCUAUAAUCCCAACACUCUGGAGACCGAGGCCAAUGAAUCAUUUGAGCCCAAGAGUUCAAGACCAGCCUGGGCAACAUAGUAAAACCCUGUCUUUACAAAAAAAAUACUGAAAUGACCCAGGUGUGGUGGUGUGCACCUAUAGGCCCAGCUACUCAGGAAGCAGUGGGUCCAGUAAGCUGAGAUUGAGAUACUGCACUCUAGCCUGGGGAACAGACCAAGACCCUGUCUCAAACAAACAAGCAAACAAUGCAGCAAAGAUGCGGACAGCCCCUCACCCGGACAAACCACUAAAUUCCAUAUUUUCUAUCAGCAACUUCACUUUAGAAAUACAGGCAUUCGGCCAGGUGCAGUGGCUCACGCCUGUAAUCUCAGCCCUUUGGGAGGCCGAGGCAAGCAGAUCCCCUGAGGUUGGGAGUUCAAGACCAGUCUGAACAACAUGGAGAAAUCUUGUCCCUGCUAAAAGUACAAAAUUAGCUGGGCGUGGUGGCGCAUGCCUGUCAUCCCAGCUACUCGGAAGGCUGAAGCAUCACUCGAACCCGGGAGGCGGAGGUUGCCGGGAGCCGAGACUGCGCCACUGCGCCACUGCACCCCAGCCUGGGUGACAGAGCGAGACUCUGUCUCAACAAAAACAGGGAUUUCACAUCUUCUGUCAACAGCCGAAGGGGUGUGUUUUGGAAAGUUUUCACACCGCUGUGAAGAACUGCCGAGACGAGUAAUUUAUAAAGGAAUGAGUGUAACUGACUCACAGUCCCCCACGGCCGGGGAGGCCUCAGGAAAGGUACAGUCACGGCAGUACGCAAAGGGAAAACAGCCACCUCCACCAGGAGCAACCGGAAGGACGAGUGCGGAAGCUAGAGGGAAAGCCCCUUAAAAGCUCAUCGAUCUUGCGAGAACUCUCUCAUCAUUGCGAGAGCAACCUGGGGCACUGCCCCCACGAUCCUAUCACGCCACCUGGUCUGUCCCUUGACACGUCGGAUUGUGGGGGUCACAAUUCAAGAUAAGAUUUGGGUGGAGACGACACGGGCGCGGUGGCUCAAGCCUGUAAUCCCACCCAGCACUUUGGGAGGCCGAGGCGGGUGGAACACGAGGUCAAGAGAUGGAGACCAUCCUGGUCAACAAGGUGAAACCCCGCCUCUACUAAAAAUACAAAAAAAUUAGCUGGGCAUGGUGGCGCGUGCCUGUAAUCCCAGCUACUCGGGAGGCUGAGGCAGGAGAAUUGCCUGAACCCAGGAGGCGGAGGUUGCGGUGAGCCGAGAUCACGCCAUUGCACUCCAGUCUGGGUAACAAGAGCGAAACUCCGUCUCAAAAAAAAAAAAAAAAGAUUUGGGUGGAGAGAAGCCUAACCAUACCAGAUUGUUAACAUCUUUGCAUCAACCGAAUUCCUCCUGUAUGUAGCUUAACCUCUACCCACGGACACACCCCUAUCGUUCUAAAACAUUUCCGUUUCCAUGGAAGAUAUCCUCAUGUUCCUUCCCAGCGUCAUGAGCCAUCAUCCAGAUCUCAGCAAUCAUUUUAA
This is a messenger RNA of Callithrix jacchus (white-tufted-ear marmoset), 6610 nucleotides long. Lineage: Eukaryota; Metazoa; Chordata; Mammalia; Primates; Cebidae. The record is from RefSeq and is a predicted model, not a curated record.